UGCGCAUGCCCGAUUGAUGAGACUGGGGACUUGACAGCAGUAGGGCAUCUGUCAAGUAAGAAUUUCAAUGUUUACGGAUCAAUCUUACCAUUGCGGCCCCUGAAAACGUGAUAGCUUGUUUCUACUAUGCUUGACCCAUCGUCUAGCGAAGAGGAGUCGGACAAUGAGACCCUCGAAGAUGAAAAUUCAGACGUUCUCAGCCUACCCAGUGCUGAACAGAGAAGCUUAUCAGCUAGUGGGGAUAACCUGAGUGUGAUGGGGGGUCAUUCAAGAUCUAAUAGCAUACGUCCGUCAAGCCCCAGUCCUUCACUCAUCAGUGAUAGAGAGAAAGCUGUAGAAGAUGCAGAGAAACUAGAAAAGGAGGAAGAAGAGAGAAAGAAGAGGUUACAACUGUAUGUGUUUGUAAUGAGAUGUAUAGCCUAUCCUUUUAAUGCAAAGCAACCAACUGAUAUGGCAAGAAGACAAACUAAAGUAACUAAACAACAACUACAAACUAUAAAAGAACGCUUCCAUGCAUUUCUCAGUGGUGAAACAAGUAUUGUCGCAGAUGAGGCCUUUACAAAUGCAGUCCAGAGCUAUUAUGAAGUGUUUUUGAAAAGUGAUCGUGUAGCAAACAUGGUUAGAAGUGGUGGAUGCUCAGCAAAUGAUUUCCGUGAAGUGUUCAAAAACAACAUUGAAAAAAGAGUACGCAGCUUGCCAGAGAUAGAUGGUUUAAGUAAGGAAACUGUGUUGAGUUCUUGGAUGGCAAAAUUUGAUGCAAUAUACCGUGGUGAGGAGGAUCCUAGAAAGCAACCGCAACGCGUGGCUACUGCUACAUCAGAGCUCAUCCUUAGCAAAGAACAGUUAUAUGAAAUGUUUCAAAAUAUCUUGGGAGUGAAAAAAUACGAGCAUCAAAUUUUAUAUAAUGCUUGUCAGCUGGACAAUGCUGACGAGCAGGCAGCUCAGGUGCGGCGAGAGUUAGACCGGCGGCUUCAGAUGGUGGAGAUGAUGGCAAGGACCCGUCGUCACCCGAAAUUCCUGGUGAAGGAGAUGGAGAGCAUGUACAUUGAUGAGCUCAAGUCCUCCAUCAACCUGCUGAUGGCCAACCUGGAGAGUCUGCCCGUGUCCAAGGGUGGGACAGAGGCCAAGUAUUCACUGCAGAAACUCAAGAGAUACAAUCGCGUUUUAGGUGAACUAGGCGAAAUGUCAGUAAUGGCGUCUUAUGGUGCUAUGAAUUUUAUCAACUAUUUCACUGAUUUAGCGCAGCACUCCUCAUUGUCCAAGCUGGACAUCAGUGAAGAUAAUGAACCAGGCCUGUCCAAACUUGAUGUGGUGCUGUCUUUCACACUGGAGGUGCAUGUGAGUGAGGUGAAGGGUCUGAAGUCACUGGCCCCCAACAAGAUAGUGUACUGCACGAUGGAGGUGGAGGGAGGGGAGAAACUCCAGACUGACCAGGCCGAGGCAUCUAAACCAUGCUGGGACACACGGGGGGACUUCACCACCACACACCCACUGCCAGUAGUGAAGGUGAAGUUAUACACCGAGAGUUCUGGUAUGCUUAGUCUGGAGGACAAGGAGCUGGGCAAAGUUGUGAUUCGACCAACAGCCAAUAGUAGUCGUGUGGCAGAAAUCUACAAGAUGACAACAGCCAAGAACUUCCCUGACAACUUGACAAUAAAAAUAGCUGUACGCAUGGAUAAACCUCAGAACAUGAAGCACUGUGGUUAUUUGUACGGCCUAGGGAAGACAGUGUGGAAGAAAUGGAAGAGGCGAUAUUAUGUCCUUGUACAGGUGUCCCAGUACACCUUCGCCAUGUGCAGCUAUCGGGAGAAGAAGCCCGACCCAACAGAAAUGAUGCAAUUGGAUGGCUUCACUGUCGACUACUGCGAACCUCUUCCAGAGCUGGAGGGUGGCAAGUGUUUCUUCAACCUGGUCAAGGAGGGUGACAAUGUGAUGUUUGCGACGGACGACGAGUCAGAGAGGACGUUGUGGGUGCAGGCAAUCUACAGAGCCACUGGACAAACCCACAAGCCCACUCCACCUGUUGUCCAGACCAACAAGAUCAGCAACACACAGAUCUCCAGGAUGCAAGGAGAUGCUGACCGGGCCCGAAAGCAUGGCCUGGAUGAGUUUGUACAGGCCAACCCAUGCAUAUUCGAACACCAUGACCUGUUUAAGACACUGCAGACCCUAACGCUGGACUACCGACUCAACGAUGCAUACACCUGUCUGGGAUGGUUCAGUCCGGGCCAGGUGUUCUGUCUGGAUGAAUACUGUGCAAGGUAUGGUGUUCGGGGUUGUCACCGACACUUGUGUUACCUGAGUGACCUGCUGGAGAGAGCAGAGAUGGGCAUCCUCAUCGACCCGACCCUUAUCCACUACAGCUUUGCCUUCUGCGCAAGUCAUGUUCAUGGGAACAGGCCAGACGGGAUAGGCACUGUCCUUCAGCGGGAGAAGGCAAAGUUUGAUGAGAUCAAGGAGCGACUACGAAUCCUGUUAGAGAACCAAAUCACCCACUUCAGAUACUGUUUCCCCUUUGGACGACCUGAGGGAGCACUGAAAGCUACGCUGUCACUCCUAGAGAGGGUGUUGAUGAAGGAUAUUAUUACCCCGGUGUCCCCAGAGGAGGUGCACCAGGUCAUCAAGAAGUGUCUGAUAUUGUAGUCAUUGAUUCUUCGUGUCAGUAGACAGCAGUCUCAUGCCAAGUCCACUGUUGUAGAUGCCAUGAGUGAUGACAUCUCUUCCAAGAAGAAGCUGGAGGACAUCAUGCACCUUGCGGAGUUGUGUAUAGAGGUGUUGCAGCAGCACGAGGAGCAUCAUGCAGAGGCGUUUGCCUGGUUUAGUGACCUGCUGGUGGAGCAUGCGGAGAUCUUCUGGUCGCUGUUCGGGGUGGACAUGAAUGCUGUACUAGAGGCACAGCCACCGGACACGUGGGACAGCUUCCCGCUCUUCCAGCUGCUCAACGACUAUCUGAGGACAGAUGAGAACCUAUGCAACGGUCGGUUCCACCAGCAGCUGAGAGACGUGUUCGCGCCCCAGGUUGUGCGGUAUGUGGACCUGAUGGAGUCAUCAAUUGCACAGUCUAUACACAAGGGCUUCGAGAGGGAGAAGUGGGACCAGCAAGGGAAUGGAUGUGGCACGUCGGAAGACAUGCUGUGGAAGUUGGACGCCCUGCAGUCUUUCAUCCGUGACCUGCACUGGCCAGAGGAAGUGUUCGCUGAGCAUCUGGACCAUCGUCUCAAACUCAUGGCCGCUGACAUGAUUGAAGCAGCAGCCAAGAGAACCCUGAAGGCGUUUGAGAGUUGGUUGUGGAAGGGUGGGAAGGGAACAGACUACAACACUUACUCCGAGAUCUGUACCCAGAUGAAUGUCAUCAUCGACUGCAAGAACAAGGCUCUUCAUCUGUGUGCCUUGGACAGUGGAUCAAAUAUGCACCAGUAUCACACCAAGAUUGACGAGUUCCUGGAGAGAGUCCAGGUGCAGAUGGUCAAGUGUCUUGUGGAAAAGUUCCUGUCUGUGCUGGAGUCCGUACUCAGCAAGCUGGCCAGAUACGACGAGGGAACGUUCUUUGCUUCCAUUCUCUCACUUACAAAACCUGUAGAUGAGCUGGGCAAGUCCUACGUUGACUUCAUGCGAGGAAACCUGGAUCAGAUGAGACAGAAGAUCACUGAUGAGCUCUACACUCUCACCCUGUUUGAGCAAUGGUACAGUGAUCAGAUGAAGAUGAUGUGCGACUGGCUGACUGACAGAUUAGACCUGUCUCUCCACCCCUACCAGCUCAACUGUCUCAUGACCAUCAACAGGAAAUGUUUUUCUGACUUCGAGCUGCAAGGUGUCCCUGAGAAUGUUCUCAACUGCAAGACCUACACCACCAUCUGCAGCCGUCUACAGGUUGAGGAGGCAACUCAGUCAGUGACACAGUCGGAAAGCAGUAGUCGCACGACAUUCCUGGGGAAGGUGCACAAUGAUAGCGGAGAUGAUUCGGACUAGACGUCGAUAAGUGUGACCGACCACGGCCAUGAUGGUACAGCUGCCAACGGUGAUGGGGUAUCUUGGUCAGUCUGACAUUCAGGCUGUGCAGCGUCCCAUGACAUGGUCAAUGUUGUCGAUAAUGAUAAUAUGGUGUCAGUUUAUUUCAAUGUGUCAGUAUGGACAAUGAGAACAGAGUGUCUGCAGACGUCUUCACCAGCCACCAGUGUCUGCAGACACAACCUUCACCAUAGUGCUGGACAGACCAAGCCACACUGGUCCAAUAGGUGGAUGAAGAAAGUCAUGCAGUAGAUUCGUCCUUGCUAUUAGUCAGACAACGGCUCUCAGCAUUAAUGUAGUCAAUUGCUAUCAUCUUCUAACUCAUAACAAUAUUCCAAUCACUGUCCAUUGAGCGCUUUCUUCUGAAGGUGUGUGGAGUAUGAUCUCAUUUGUUAGAUUAACGCCAAUUCACAGGUAUAUCACAUUUUAUAAGUUUGUUUUAGAACAAGGCCAUUGAAAAUGUCAACUUAUAUUACAGUAUAUUGUCACAACAUUCCACCUGCCGUAAUGUUUCAUCAGCUGUUAAGCCAUGACGUUCCAUCAGCUGUUAAGCCAUGACAUUCCAUCAGCUGUCAAGCCAUAAUGUUCCAUUAGCCAUUAGUUAAGACAAGCAUUCCAAUAGUGUUCCAUCUGAUGUUUCACUAUAGUGUUCCAUCAGCUUGUCCAAGUUAGACUAGCUCCUUUGGAGAAGCCUGAGAACAAAAGUCACUUGUUAGAAGUCAGUUACCUUACAUGGAGCAGGAAACAUUCACACCACAUCGUUGAAAGGGUACGGAUAUAUAUCAACUGAUCAUCAUGUCAGGGA
This is a messenger RNA of Haliotis rubra (blacklip abalone), 4813 nucleotides long. RefSeq names its product calcium-dependent secretion activator 1-like. Gene Ontology annotation, biological process: dense core granule exocytosis; synaptic vesicle exocytosis. Lineage: Eukaryota; Metazoa; Mollusca; Gastropoda; Lepetellida; Haliotidae. The record is from RefSeq and is a predicted model, not a curated record.